AUGUAUCGGCCCUCAGAAGAGGCAAGAAGGAUUUUCGAUCUUCUUCGUCAGAACUCCGAACGCCUCGGUCUUCCAGCCGAUAUUCUUACUAGCCAAGUACAAUUUCAUUCUGAUUUAGAUAUGAUUCACUAUCCGAUCCCUUUCAAGGUCACCGAGGCCCUGGCCGCCCUCAAGGGGAUAGAAGGGGCCCUGGCAGCUUUGAUAGCGGAUCUACAAUCAGAGACUAAGCCACAUGAACGAAAGACUACAAUCAACCUUGAAAGGGCAACGCUUUUCGGCUUUCAAGCACUAAUCACCAAGAUCAAUGGAUACUCUCGGUCUGACCCCGAGGUCAAAAGGUACUUGAAAGAUACGGAUAUCCAUGCUGCACAAUCAAAUCCGUAUCGGCGGAUGGCAGCCAGUAUGUAUCGGACCAAGAACGACAACGAGUUCUUCCAUUUGCAUGGUUCUUUAAACCCCACUCCCACUCUAAAUAUGAUCGGUCUAGACAGCCACUGCGCGGAUCUCACUAAUUACGAUGAUAUCAUAAACACUAUCCAAAGCCAAGUUCAGAAGUUCUCCGCAGCUGACCUAGAGACCCUCAACGAGACUUAUCGGCAAGCAGGGGUAACGGUGUAUGAGUAUGAGGAAUUCAUCAACACCCCUCAUGGUAGAACUAACAUCCAGGAACCAUGGUGGAAGGUCAUGCGCCUGCCAGGGGAGACACCUCCAGCCGCGUUCAACCCUAGUGGAAGUCCUAGGAUACUCGAAAGCAUCAAGGUCUUGGAGCUCUGUUGUGUCAUUGCAGGGCCCAUCAUCGGUCGUACAUUAGCCGAAUAUGGAGCGGAUGUCUUGAAGAUUACAUCGCCAACGGUGCCUGACGUGCCAUUCUUUCAGGUCGACAAUAACAUGGGCAAGCGUGCUGUGGAAUUAGAUCUCAAAACUGACGAGGGCCGCCGCCAGUUCGAAGCCCUUCUCGCCGAUUCUGACGUGGUCAUCGAUGGUUACCGCCCUGGUGCCCUUCAAAAACUUGGUUACAGUCCAGAAAGUAUGGCCGCUAUGGCAGAAAAGCGUGGAAAAGGCAUCGUCUACGUAGACGAAACCUGCUUUGGGCACGCAGGCGAGUGGUGCCAUCGCCCAGGAUGGCAACAGAUAGCUGACUGCCUUACCGGGUUUGCAAGGUGUCAUGGGAGGUUCCUCGGGCGUGCGGAACCGAUGGUAUCCCCAUUGCCUAUAGCGGACUCUGGCGCCGGUUGCAUGGGCGCUAUCGCUGCCUUGACUGGUCUUUACAAUCGGGCUCAAUACGGUGCUCGUAUAUUGUUCAACCUGCUGCUCUUCGCAGCCGGAAAGUACCCUGAAUCGGUGGAGUCACAGUUGCAGAAAUCUUUUGCUCCUGCAUUCUCCAAAAUACGCUUCUGCGAUAGCGUCGGCCGCAGUUCUGUCUUAGCAUUAGAGGUUAUGAGGGAACGAUUUCCAUACCUCUUUGUGGAGCCAUCUCUUGAAGAUCGCCAGAAGAAUCUGGCAGAGGUGUGGUACUCUCAUCACUACGGUGCGGACGUGGAAGUUGUACGACCUGUAGCUGAGAUCGAGGGGGUUAUGAACGGUUUCGCUCGUGCAACGAGACCAAAUGGUGCAGAUGUAUCUCCAUCCUGGGAAUUCCCUGAAGAACAGGGUUCAUGGAAGCUUUAG
Messenger RNA from Aspergillus eucalypticola CBS 122712, 1668 nucleotides. RefSeq names its product CAIB/BAIF family enzyme. Lineage: Eukaryota; Fungi; Ascomycota; Eurotiomycetes; Eurotiales; Aspergillaceae. Bases 1 to 1668 code for a protein of 555 amino acids. Gene Ontology annotation, molecular function: catalytic activity. The record is from RefSeq and is a predicted model, not a curated record. The transcript has 5 exons.